Molecule: messenger RNA, 2082 nt
Organism: Paraglomus occultum
Lineage: Eukaryota; Fungi; Glomeromycota; Glomeromycetes; Paraglomerales; Paraglomeraceae
Source: the annotation of a GenBank genome assembly
AUGAAGUUUGGCCAUCACCUCAAGACCUCUCUAUAUCCAGAGUGGACCUUCUACUAUCUAGACUACGAAGGUCUAAAGGUAGAAUUAAAAAAAGGUACACGCGGAAAACAGUGGGACGAAGAUGCCGAAACCAGUUUCAUGGAGCUCUUGGAAAAGGAGCUCGACAAAGUCUACAAUUUCCAAGCUGUUAAAUCGGGAGAAAUCGUUAGACGAAUGGAAUACUGUGAGAAGCGGAUAAACGAGUUAACCGAGUCAAAGGAUACAACCGAAGAUGAUUACGUGGCGAUUGAACACGAGCUAGGAUUGAUUAUUGCUGAUGUUCACGAUCUGGCUAAAUUUACAAGAUUGAACUACACAGGUUUCUUGAAGAUAAUAAAGAAACACGAUAAACAAACGAAAUGGGUUGCCAAACCAAUGGUUCUAGCCCGGUUAAACCUCAAGCCCUUCUACAAGGAAAACAAGGACGCUCUGAUCGUAAAAAUAUCUCGACUCUACGACAUCGUUCGCACGCGGGGACAUCCUGUAAAAGGCAACAGCGCUCAAGGCAAGACGCAACAAAACUUUGUCCGCAACACCAAAAAAUACUGGGUUCACCCUGACAACAUCACAGAACUAAAGCUUGUCAUCCUCCAGCAUCUACCUGUGUUGGUGUUUAAUCCCAACAAGGAAUUCGAACCAGCUGAUUCGGCGAUUUCUAGCAUCUACUUUGACAAUGAAGAUUUUGAAUUGUAUGUUGGAAGGGUUGAGAAGAAUGAAGGAGCCGAAGCCAUUAGACUGCGAUGGUAUGGCGAUAUGGACAAUCGGGAAAUCUUUGUAGAGCGUAAGACACAUCGAGAGGACUGGACUGGGGAGAAAAGUGUAAAGGCCAGGUUCCCAAUUAAGGAGAAAUACGUAAAUAAAUAUUUGAGAGGAGAACAUAGCAUGGAGAAAGCAUUGCAAAAGUCAAGGAAUAAGGCCAAGAGUGAAAAAGAAAUUGAGAGCCUCAUUACAUUGUCUAAGGAAAUACAAUAUAGCAUAUUGAGCAGGAAACUCAGACCAGUUCUUCGAACUUUCUACAACCGCACAGCAUUCCAACUCCCUGGUGAUGCUCGCGUACGAAUAUCACUCGACACAGAACUCACGAUGAUUCGUGAAGAUAAUUUUAAAAAUGAUCCCAAACUACGUUCCGGAAACAAUUGGAGACGAAUGGAUAUUGGUAUAAACUAUCCAUUUGAUAAUUUACCCGAAGAGGAAUUAACGAGAUUCCCGUAUGCAGUGCUGGAGGUCAAAUUACAGACACAGUUGGGGCAGGAGCCACCUGAAUGGGUUCAGGAGCUAGUGAACAGUCAUCUGGUUGAGCACGUCCACAAGUUUUCCAAGUAUAUUCAUGGUGUUGCAACGCUGAUGGAAAGUCGUCGCGUUCCUCUUUUGCCAUUCUGGCUUCCUCAAAUGGACGCCGACAUUCGCAAACCGCCCAUCCCUCGUAUUGGUAUCACGCGUAGUGAACCAAACACACCGGCGAACGAAGCUAAUAAACGUCUCGGGCACGACGACUCGCAUAUUGAAGUUCUCGUCGAUGAUAUUGGUUCACGUGAAUCAGAAGGUUUAACAGAGAAUACUCCGCUAUUGUCUAGAGCAAAUGGGAGAAGUUACGGUGGGAACGGUAGUGCGUCAGCGUCUUAUCAGAACGGUGGACACCCAUAUGAAGCCGAGGAAGGAUCGUCAUCUGGAAUGGUCGGACACAUACCGACCAAGUUCCAAGGGAAGAGGGUUUAUAUCCCUGUAAGAGUUGAGCCUAAAGUAUAUUUCGCUAACGAGCGGACAUUCUUGUCUUGGUUGAAUUUUACCGUUAUUCUUGGAGGAUUUGCUGUUGGCUUAUUAAAUUUUGGCGAUAAAAUCGGGAGAGUUGCUGCAGGGAUGUUUACUCUAGUCGCAAUGUCUGUGAUGCUGUAUGCUUUGUAUAUGUUUCAUUGGCGAGCACAAAUGAUUAGAAGGAAGGAAUAUGGGCCAUAUGACGAUAGGGUUGGGCCUACUUUCCUUUGUUCCGCAUUGUUAUUGGCAGUGCUGAUUAAUUUCUGGUUGAGGUUUGGCGACGAGGAAUGA